AAGGGAAAAUAUUCGAAACCACCGACGAUUUUUGCAACAGCUGAGCACUACAGAUCGCGCCUUAUGCAUGAUGCCACCAGUGUAUGGCUUGAAGAUGUCACAGCAGCUUCCUUCAAGAUUUGUCUGCGGGAGCUGCAGAACUUCGCAGGAGUUCAUGACGACAUAUCGGUGAAUUGGAUGGCAUUUGAAUCCCUCCAUAGACCAUGGUUUUCAGAACACAGUGAAGUGAAUUUUCAGAAUGACGGUUUGCCUUCCGAGAGCGACAACUUUGCGUUCUGUAAGGAUGUGAGUUUCAAGUGGAGCUACAGAAAAACACCAACAGUGUUGUUAACAGCCAAACAUUCAACCAAGGGAAAAAAUGCAGCCACAGAAUGUAACGGAAUUGCAAGCUGGAUUGAGUUUAUCACCCAUUCGGGUUUUCGCAUUUGCGUGAAGGAACUCUUCAUCCACCGCUUCGAUCCACUGACAGUGUCAUAUGCAGUAAUAUCAGACUUCAACGAAUGUAAGGAUUUCUCCUAUGAUUGUCCAGCAAACGCCACUUGCGUAAACAGUGAUGGUUCAUACUCAUGUCGAUGUCCUGGUGGAUUUCGUCUGGAUGGGAAAAAUUGCCAGGAUAUCGAUGAGUGCAUCUCAGGGUCUUCUUUCUGCCACCCAAAAGCCAAAUGUGUCAAUAUUCUUGGUUCCUACUCGUGUAUAUGUUCAAGAGGAUAUGCAGGCGACGGAAAAACAAACUGUAACGUGGGUUUAUACAAUCGACCCUGAUGGUUCUGGUGCCUUUGAUGUAUAUUGUGACCAGACAACAGCCGGUGGGGGGUGGACAGUGUUCCAAAAGAGACUGGAUGGUUCGGUUAAUUUCUACCGCGGCUGGACCGAUUACAAGAAUGGCUUUGGUAACUUAAAUGGAGAAUUUUGGCUGGGACUGGAAAAGAUACACCGUUUGACAACAACGAAGAAAAGGCUCCGAGUAGAUCUGAUGGACACCACUGGAUACACUGCUUACGCCGAGUACGAAAUGUUUGCAGUUACCAGCGCGAGGACAAAGUACAAGCUUAGCCUUGGCAGUUAUUCAGGAACUGCUGGUGAUUCACUUUCUCUUCACCGUGGCUAUUUCUUUUCAACCAAAGAUCAGGACAAUGACAACUGGAGUGGUCAUUGUGCUGUGACUUUUAAAGGAGCCUGGUGGUACGAGGACUGUCAUCACUCUAACUUGAAUGGACUUUAUCACCGUGGGAAGCACUCAUCCUAUGCCGAUGGAGUCAAUUGGCGUCACUGGAGAGGACACUACUACUCCGUCAAGAGAGCUGAGAUGAAAAUUAGACCAGUUUCAUUUUAGAGCUUCCUUUUUUGUUCCCAUUUCAACAUUUUUUAUCCUAAUUUUUAAAGGCUACUAGAAGAAACAGGAUUAGGUUAGAUAUGGAUUAACAAAAUUUAGUAAGACAGAGUUAUCCUACCUAUGAAAACGAUUCUGUAUAUAUUAUGCAGCAAACAAAAACGAGAAUGAUCCCGUCAUAUUUGUCCAGGAUUGCGCAAAGAUACUUCAACUCGUUCAAAAGGAAAUUACCAAAAUCGAUUCGUUUGAAAGAACGCUCUCGAUAGUAAUGCAAAGGUGCUGUUAUCAGGUAACAUGAUGUAUGAAAGUGUGAGUGUGUCCUGACUGAGCCAUUAGCUGAAUCAGAACACAACAAUGGGGAUUAGAAAACCUGCCCAAAGGCGUUUACAAAGAGUUGUGUGGUUGAUAAACAGGGUCGACUGUAGUUUCAGUAUUCUUGUCUUUCAACCUGGUAAUUGCUUACAAUCACCGAGAAGUUUUCAAUUUAAUCUUUUAGAGGUUACCCACUAUUCUUUCAUCUGCUUAGAAAACAAGGACUUUUACUUUGAGCAGUAAAAACGAACCGAAUGAUUAAUAUACUCCGUGAUAUUGUAACUUUAAAAAAAAUUUCCACAAGUUUGAUUUCACAUUCAAUUCGCUGCAAAAGAGAGAAAUUAGUUAAGAACUGUUUAAGGUUUAUGCUUGCUUGUUAAAUAUUCUGCAUGAACAAGAAAACCCAACGAGUUCCGGUAACUUUAUUAAGUACUCUAGUCAUAUCCACACAGUCCAUGGCCUUUCAGAUCGGUUCUUUAAACAAAAGAAUACACACAUUUAUUUGAUAUUAAGAAUAAAAGACAGAUCUAAGUUUCUAAUAGAUACAGAGACUACAGAGAGUCGUUCAGCUGAAUUGAUCCACUUCGAUAAAAUAAAAUGAGCCUAAACUCGAAAUGACGACUCUGCCUGAGGCAAAGUUUGAACUAAAGAGCAGACUCACUCAUUCAUUUGAUCUGAUUUUUAAAAGGUCUGACUUUCUUUAGAGUGAAAAAUCUGAGUAAGCGUUAGCUGGCCGGGUAAUUUUAGAAUUUUUUGUUCUUCAUUCCUUUGUCAAGACAAUAAAGGCGAAUAAACGAA
Molecule: messenger RNA, 2440 nt
Organism: Stylophora pistillata
Lineage: Eukaryota; Metazoa; Cnidaria; Anthozoa; Scleractinia; Pocilloporidae
Molecular function (GO): calcium ion binding
Source: RefSeq, a predicted model, not a curated record